UUCAUAUUCCUAUUUUCUUGGUAAUGUUCCCGAAAAGGAAAUAUACACACAUACUAGUUAUUCUGUCACUGUGUGCAUCAUGUGUAAUAGGUAAGGAUUUCUAUUGCCCGGAUAUUCCAGACUGGAGACAUAAGCCAUUGAAAGAACGCUUAGACUACACCCAGUAUGACCUUGUUAAGGAAGGGGUUUUUGUGGCAAAUGCAAAUAAAAUUUAUUUCGAAACUAAAGGAAAACAUGACGCACACAUAUUAUUGCAAAAUGAACCGGGAGAAUAUAAAAGCAAAACUUAUGAAGCUGUGCUCGGAGGAAAUGGGAACACCGUAUCGGAAUUGCGAUCAAAUUCUUACGGACCUAAAAUCGGAACACUUGAGACCCCAGGUAUCCUUAAUGAGACAGAAUAUAGGUCGUUUUGGAUAACAUGGGAUACUACUUUGGCGAUUGGACAUGGAACAAAAAUUGAUAUCAGCAGCAUUAUUUUGUUUGCAAAAUUGGACUUUCCAAUUAAAUCGAUGCGAAUAAGUUAUGGUUGGGGAAGUGACGGCUUCUUCAGAUUUCCUGACAAAUCGGACUUUGUUACUAGCCCUCAAACGACAACACCCACAAGCAUAAAUACGUCUGAUAUUCGAUCAACUCAGAACGGUAUAACAGAUGCGUUGAUUCCAGAUAAAGGGACAUCCGUUUCAAGACAGGACGAAUACAAACUAUUCUUUAUUGUAUUUGCAAUAACCACUGGUUGUCUUGGAGUAAUGCUUUUGUCAACUUUAAUUGGGUUUUGCUGUUUAUGGAACAAGAAGAAAGCAACGGAAAUGGGGACUCGUUAUCAGCCAAAUCCAGUUGGUGGAGUGAUUUACGAGGGGUUGCGUGGAAGGGAACAGGAAUUAACAUACCAAAAUGAGCAAUAUUACGAUGAUUUGUCAGCUUAACAACGUAUAUUGUUAAAGUCAUUGUUACAUAGAUUGACUUUAAGCGAUAUUAGAGAAAAUAUAAUAAGAGACUUUAAUAAACAUUCCAGUUUGAGAAGCAAUUUAAAUAUUUAUAGUUUUAAUUUGAAAUUGGCAUUAAGGUAGUCCUAGCAAAAACACAAAUGACAGUCAGUUCCAGAAGUAGAGGGCAUGUUCAACGACACUGGCGAUACAAAACAUGACGCUGACAAUAUAAAACACAUACUAAUUGUUUAAGCAUCAUUUUCGACACUUACUGUAUGAAAAAGGCCAUACAAAGAGAGCGAAAUAAGCAGAAAGUGACUAUCAAAGUACAUUCAAACUCCAAAGUUCAUGCAUUGUUCUUUAGAAUUGUUACUUAUGUAUCAGUUUUGUAUUCAAAAGAAUGUUGUCCGGGCAUUUUUCCCCUACAAAAAUACAUUACAUCAUAUAAGAAUACAAUUUCUUCAUGAACAUAACUGGUUAUUUUGAGUCUGCUUUCAUGUUUUGUGUUAUGUCUAAGGUAAGAUACUUCCUGAGAUCAUACUUUGGUGCUUUCGAGACAUAUAAUACCAAUGUUAUCAACAAUCGCAUAGAUAAUGAGUUUGGAUGUUGUUUUGUGAAAACAAUAUUCUGCUAAUAGUAUGGAAACAUUUUGUAACCAUCAGAUUCUUCAUGAUUUUUUUUACCUCGACUUACUCGACAUACUGAUAUAAAUGUAUGUUGUUUUAGUUAUAAUGCACUAAUUCAUGUAAAACAACACAAUAUUGAUGGAGAUUUUGGAGGCCAAUAAGAACUUUCAAUGUUGAUUUGUUUAACAGGCAGCCGGGUAUUUUCUUCAACUUUUAACACAAUUGUUAAUCAUUAUAAGCCCUUAAACGUAUCAGCUCUCUCGAAUUGUUACAAAUUAUAUACAGAUUACUUUAAGGUCGAUUUUGACGAAAGCUUAUAGCUUAUUGAAUCAAUCUCUAGUCAAAAGUAUAUGUAAAAUCCUAUACUUGUGUCCAUAUUUGAGAGGUCAUGAAAAAGUAUCCCUGAUGGGACUCGAACCCAUAACCUCUCUUAAACAUGUUUUCGCUCUCUUGCAUAUAUGUAUAACAUAUGUUUUAUUACUUUAGACAUUCAAGUGUUCACACUUUAUUUACAUGCACAUGUUUAUUCCUUGUCUAUUAUCUUAUUAAUUCAUUCAUGUGCAUAUAUUAUGUGGUUACAAAAGUAUUUUAUUCUUAAGUUAUGCUACUGUUCUGAACACUUCACAAGAAUAAUAUGUUAUGACUUUCAUAUCAUAAUACUAUGUAACGCGCCACCAACGCAAUUGAAGAAGGACUGGUCACGCGGUGACUCCCAUAUGUUUUCAUAUUUGGUCAAUUUUCUUUUUAUCGUACUAAAAUUGAGUAGUUAUUUCGAUUAUCUGUUCGCUUUCACCCGAUACGGUUUCCUUUGCCUUGUAUUUCCCAUAUCGGUUCACAUACUAACCACGUAACUUAUAAUAUUGUAUUUCGUAGUGUUUUCAGCAAUUAUCACACUGAUACGUGUUAUAAACAAGUUACGGUGUUAGGUGACCCUACAUUGGAAAUACGGCGCAAAGGAAACCAAAUCGGGUGAGAGCAAAACUCGAACCCCAAUAUGGUUUUCUGCGCCCCGUAUAUCCCUUACCGGGUCACAUACUAACGUAUAUAUCACGUCGACAACCCAUUAAAACUGAUCAAGACACGAACAUAAUCUGGGAAAUGUUCAUUUAGAUAUCGAAAUGGGAAAAUAGACGCCAUUUUUGUACGAUAAAGAGAUUAGAUUAGACAUAAUAUUGGGUCAACGCGUGACAAGUUCUGGACUAAAGACAUUUCGUCAUUCUUGUUGGAAUCGUUUACAUAUAUAUAUGGAACAGUUUUAAAAAUACUUCUACAUGUUCGUGUUCAACCGUUAGAUCGGCAAAAGGGACAUGUAUAUGUAUGCAGUUUGAUACAUGCUUUGUUGAUGAAAUAUUGCACUAGAACUAUUGUCAAUAGAUAUUAUAUAUUAUGUAUAGUUGAAUAUAUGUUUGUACACACAUUACAAAAUAACUAACUAAUAAUCUGAUUAUGUCAAGUCUUAUGACUGUACCAUUUUUUUUCUUUCCGUUUUGAGUAUUAAGUCCUUCGAUUUUAUGAAAAUUUUGCAGACUCAUGUUAUCUUUAAACCGACUGUGGCUGGCUUGGAAUGUUUUGGCGUGUGACGUCAUUUUCUUCAAAUAUUUUACAUAGGUAAUCAUUUGGAAGAAAAGAUUAGCUGAUGUAUGUCGUUUUAAUUUUUAAUAAUGUUUUCUUUAUUUGUUCACAGUUUUAGUAUAAUAAUAUUUUUAUUAUGAAACUCUAUGAUCACGCAGUUUUAAAUAUUUUAUUUUAAAAGGCAGACUGUGUGUGAUGCUCACAGUUUCAAACAAUGACUGCAUCGUCUUUGAAAUGUUUUUUCAUUAGGUACUCUGAAUGGUAUUUCUCUGUCUGCAAAAAGAGUUGGGAUCUCUAAUCAUUGAAGUACUUGGGGCAUACCUAUUACCUUUUUAUAAUUUGUUUUAUUUUUAAGUUCCAUCAAGUUAAUGCAUACUUUGAUAAGAUUUACCUUUUACGUUUUUUUCUUUAUUUAGGAUUGUUGGGAUGAGAGUGAAGUCUGUGCAAGUAAACUGGUUUAAACACUCAGUAAAUUUACAUUUUACUUACCGUUCCAAGGCGGUACGUAACAAUCCUUGAUAAACAUACCUGUCUUGUCUAUACAUAGUGUAUAUGCACUGUGCUGUUUGUAGUGUUUUGUGCUGUUCUUCCAUGUUUCUUGUUUGUAAUUUUUGGUUUGUGUGUUCUAUGUAUUUGGCGUUUACCCAGGGCCAUUAAACCGGGUUUAUCUUUAAACAUUUUGCUACCGAGCUUGUUUCUGUAAUUUUUCACAUAAGUAUUCGUAGUUACUAUAUACAUUUUGAACUCUGUCUUAACUAAAGUCUGAUUAUUACAGUAAGGUUUUCAGGUAAAACAUGAUACAAACUUCGUUUAAACUCAGUCUCAACAUGGCUACUAUUUAGUGUUUAAUUUAUUGCUAUCAUGUUGUAUGGAUUUGUUUUAUAUAAAAUAUUCUACUUUAAUAAUUGAUUAUUGUUUUGAUAUCUUUUUUAUAACAUAUGCAAUGACAUGUAAUUAAGAUUAAGAAAUCAAUGAAAAUGGCAUAUGCGU
Molecule: messenger RNA, 4114 nt
Organism: Mya arenaria
Lineage: Eukaryota; Metazoa; Mollusca; Bivalvia; Myida; Myidae
Exons: 8
Coding region: 24-923 (299 amino acids)
Source: RefSeq, a predicted model, not a curated record